This is a messenger RNA of Ochotona curzoniae (black-lipped pika), 1041 nucleotides long. It is a transcript of the gene DBX1, whose product is annotated as developing brain homeobox 1. The record is from RefSeq and is a predicted model, not a curated record. NCBI's taxonomy places the organism in Eukaryota, Metazoa, Chordata, Mammalia, Lagomorpha, Ochotonidae. Gene Ontology annotation, molecular function: DNA-binding transcription factor activity, RNA polymerase II-specific; DNA binding. The coding region runs from base 1 to 1041 and encodes 346 amino acids. The transcript is spliced from 4 exons. Gene Ontology annotation, biological process: cell differentiation in spinal cord; regulation of transcription by RNA polymerase II.
AUGAUGUUUCCUGGCCUCCUCGCGCCCCCCGCCGGGUACCCUAGCCUCUUGCGGCCCACACCCACCCUGACCCUGCCCCAGUCCCUGCAGUCAGCAUUUUCUGGCCACUCUAGCUUCCUGGUGGAGGAUCUGAUUCGCAUUAGCCGGCCCCCUGCCUACCUACCCCGCAGUGCGCCCACAGCCAGCAGCGUGUCGCCGCCCAGGCAGGGACCGCCUACUGCCCUCUCCGACACGAGGGCUUCAGACCUGGGCUCCCCAGGGCCUAGCAGCCGGCGGGGCAGCUCUCCGACAACGACACUCUCCUCUGCCAGCGAGUCCACGUUUCUGAAGUUUGGGGUGAACGCCAUCCUGUCCUCAGCACCCAGAACAGAAGCAUCCCCUGCCUUGCUCCAGAGCGGCCCUCCCAAGACCUUCACUUUCCCUUACUUUGAAGGUUCCUUCCAGCCUUUCAUCAGAUCAUCUUAUUUCCCAGCAUCCUCGAGCGUUGUGCCCAUCCCUGGGACCUUCUCCUGGCCGCUGGCCGCCCGUGGCAAGCCGCGCCGGGGCAUGCUGCGUCGCGCCGUGUUCUCCGACGUGCAGCGCAAGGCCCUGGAAAAGAUGUUCCAGAAGCAGAAGUACAUCAGCAAGCCCGACCGCAAGAAGCUGGCGGCCAAGCUUGGCCUCAAGGAUUCACAGGUGAAAAUCUGGUUCCAGAAUCGACGCAUGAAGUGGCGAAAUUCCAAAGAGCGUGAACUCCUGUCCAGUGGCGGCUGCAGGGAACAGACCCUCCCCACCAAGCUCAACCCGCACCCGGACCUCAGCGACGUAGGUCAGAAGGGUCCAGGGGACGAAGAGGAGGAAGACGAAGCCCGGGGUAGCCCCAAGCACCGGCUGGCCCUCCACAUGUCCCCCGACCCUCUGCACCUACGGGACCAGCGACUCCAGGGACCAAUACCUCCAUCACCGACGCACUCCGGCAGCCCUGGCAAACCCUCGGACUUCUCCGACUCGGAGGAGGAGGAGGAAGAUGGUGAGGACGAGGAGGAAAUAACAGUCUCCUAG